Diabrotica virgifera virgifera (western corn rootworm) is the source of this 7289-nucleotide messenger RNA. RefSeq names its product keratin-associated protein 19-2-like. The record is from RefSeq and is a predicted model, not a curated record. The coding region runs from base 36 to 362 and encodes 108 amino acids. NCBI's taxonomy places the organism in Eukaryota, Metazoa, Arthropoda, Insecta, Coleoptera, Chrysomelidae. The transcript has 2 exons.
UCGUACGACUUUACAACGGUCUCAGUUUUUUAACAAUGUUUUCCAAAAAAAUGAUUGUUUUUGUGGUUCUACUAUCAAUUCUGAUGUUAGUAGCAAGCGCAGAAGAAGCAAUAUCAUCUGAAGUAGAAGAAGUAUCUGUAGAGGAGAAGAAACCCGCAAAAAGGGGAAUAUACGGAGGUUAUGGAAGAGGAUUAGGAUACGGAUUGGGAUACGGAGGAUACUACGGAGGAUACUAUGGAGGUUAUGGAGGUUUUGGGGGAUAUCCUUACUAUGGUGGUUACGGGUAUUACGGCUAUCCGAGAUACUAUGGAUUUGGUGGAUACUACCCUUAUUAUGGUGGAUUCGGUGGAUACUAUUACUAAGUGGAGAGAAGAGAGGAUUUAUGUAUAGUAUAAUCUUAGAGACCUUAAAAUAUUUGUGAUAUAUUUACCAUUUUUUUUAUUUGAUAAGGCUGCACUGCAUAAUAAUUAUAAAUUAAAAGGGAUAAACGACAGAGCUAUGAAAAAAAUCGAAGUUAACAAAAUUAUAAUUUAUUACUAAAGUGGGGAUUAUAAGCAUGACAGAAAGGUUAAAAUAAGCACUUAUAUAAGCAAAAAAUGUCGCAAAAAUAAGCAAAGUUUUUAUGAAAUAAGCAAGCUUCAAGAAAAAAAAACGUGCAAGUAAACAUGGAUAUAAUGACAACGUAGAUUGAAGUAAACACUUCUGUUGUAUGUAGGUAUAAUAAUUUAAUAAAAUUCUUAAAAUUUAUCCACAAGGGAGUGGAAGUACAAAACGUUUUCGGUCAAACUGACCAUCAUCAGUGUAAACGUCCAGUGUACUGAAGUAAUUGAAACUAGCCACUUCAAAAGGUGUAAAAACCUAUAAAUAACAUUAUUGGUACAUUAUAAGCUUUAUAAUAAUCGACAUUAAGUCGAUGUCUUAAGAUUAUAUAAAUAUCACAUGUGGAUGUAUGUCAUUCUUGCUCGGAAAUUGCACAAGGUUAUUGUGAUCAGGUGAGAGGUUAACAACCAACUUAAUAUGGAUAUAAUGAUAUAAAUAUGAAUAAAGGACAUUAACAUUAAAUUACAUUUAUUUUUAAUUAUCGUAUUAUUAACAAUAAAUAAAAAUUACCAAAGUGUUAAGCUGUAAUAUAAUAAAACAAAAUCGAAAAAUAAUUAACAUAUUAAUAAACUUUUAAUUCAUGUCCAUUAGCAUAGAAACUAUUAACAAUAAUAUUUUUCAAAAUUUUCUUGUAAAAAGCUAUGUCUUCUAUCUGUAUACAUAUAUUUAUACGUAGAAAAAGUUCUUUCAACAUCUGCAGAUGUGAUUGGUGCGUACUUAAAUUUAGACAAAUAUACCGGUAUUAUUUUACAACAAUAUAAUAAAUUUGGGCUGUCUGCAGACAAAUAUUAGUUUAUUACGUGACAGGUAUACCUAUGGGUCUUCCCGUUUAUCUCCUAAGCCUAAGGGAUUAACAUUUUUAUGGUUUAUUGAAUUAUUAGAGUUUCAUAGCUCUGUAUAUUUUAUAGAAUUUUGCUUAAGGCAGGAAAUAACAUGAAAUUUCACUAAAGUUUAUCAUAAGAAGUAAAAUAAACAAAGAUAAGCAACAUACAUUUAAAAUUAGCAUUUUUACUAAAAAUCCUAAAUAUAAGCAAAAAAAGCAAAAGUCUUAUAAUCCGGACAUUAUAUUACAUUGUAGGAAUAAUUUAAUAAAAUAAAAAUUAUUAAGUGUUUAAUCUUAACAUAUUGCAUGGAGUAUUUGAUCAUCAUCAACAUCAUUGGCGUUACAACUCCUCGUAAGUCUUUGCGGCGUUUACUAUUGCCUUCCAUGUUCGUCGGUCCUGUGCCACUAUUUCCCAUUGUCUCACUCCAAUUUUCUCCAGAUCCUCCCUAACUGCAUCUUUCCACCUUCCUCUAACGAUCCUACAUUCUUCCACGUGGCCUUUCCCAAAACACAUUGUCUAAAGGGCGAUUGUUGUUACUGCGUAUCAUAGUCUAUUAUACUUUAUAAUCGGUGGCGCCCAAAAUCCUGACAGCCAAAAUCCCGACGGCCAAAAUCCCGACAGCCAGAAUCACUACGGCCAAAACACCGACACGCCAGAAUCCCGACACGCCAGAAUCCCGACAGGCCAAAAUACCGACAUGCAACAAUCCUCGGAUAAGUAAAAAUUCCGACCACUACAUUUUGAAUAUUUAUUGUUUCCUUUUCAAAUGCAAUACCAAAUCAUAUUAUAGAGUAUAGAGUAUUAAAAUUGAAAAAUUAUUACAUACUAGUAUUAAUAGUAAUUAUUUUAUGUAUUUUAUGUAUUUUGAAACAAUUAUUUAAACACUUCAUUUUAUAAUAUAAAACUAUACUUACUGAAAUUGAAGGUUGUAAGUGAUACGAUAAUAUCUAUUACAUGAAAGUAAACUGGAAUUCAGGAUUUGAUUAUACAUAUAUUUAUAUUAUUGGACCAUAUAUUGUCAAAAAAAUAAUUUAAUUCAUAUAGCCAUGUUAGCAAUUUUAUUUAGAGAAUUAGUUCAUAUUAAAUGGUAAAUACUUUUGUUUAGUAACAAAAAAUAAAAAACAGAUGGCCAUAAACAAACACAAGAAAUAAUUGUAAUUACAUGUUAAACAGAAAUUUACCAAACCUGUCGGGAUUCUGGCCUGUCGGGAUUUUAGCCUGUCGGGAUUGUGGCUGUCGGGGGAUUUUGGGGUAGACCCCUUUAUCCUAUAAAUUUAUAUUAUAUCUCAUUUCAUAUAUCUACAUACUUAUAUCAGUCGAAGGAUUUUACGUUCACACACCAUCAAUUUUCCUCUCUUUUUGGUAGCGUCUAUGUUUCGCUUUCAUACGGGACUGCUGGCCGUAUUAUGAUCUUAUAUAUCUGUAUUGUUGCAUUUCGAGAGAGAAGUUUUGACUUCAUUGUUACAUUGCCAAGAAAUAUGUGUUUUCCGAUUUUAUUCGUGCUUCAACUUAUAUUUUUUUAAAUUUAUAAUAUUUAUAAAAUCUGGCGGGUUGAGCAUAGAACAAAUUAAAAAGUGGAAGGGAUUGCUCAUUUCUAUUGCUGUGGGCUAAAAGUUCACAUAGUAGUGAAUAAUAUCUACUAACGUAAUUUUCAGAUCCCAACUGAAUUUUUGAUACGGCAACCACGCAUUUGUGAUAGUCGCGAUUAAGGUCACCCGCCAGCUCUCGCUUGUCGGAUUGUAACAUAAUUUUAAUUUUUUCUGUUGUUAAUCUUAUUGGCAAGCCUACUGUUGCAAUUCUUGUUGCCAUUUCUGUUGCCUUGAUUUUAGUUUCCAUGUUCUUGAAAUUCUACUCUAUUCUCUGCUAAAAUUUCUUUGAAAUACUCUUCCCAAUCUUCAGCAUUUAUGCUCUGUAUUAUGGCGUUAUUCUUUUCUUUUCUCAAAUAUUUAUAUUAUAUUUCCAACUUUUUGUGCUUCUGGUUCCUCCUAAGAAAGUAUUCAUUCGUUGGCAGUUUCCUUUUCAAGACUAAUUUUAUUCUUCUUAUCUUUUUUGUACGUCUGCUUAUUUUUCUUUAUAUUUUAUUUUAUCUUGAAUUACUUUGUUUUUAAAAUAAGUUCUUUAAAUUGCAUCGUCCUCUUCACGUUUAAUUUUUAUUUAUAUCUUUAUGUUUUUCUAAUUAUAUUUUCGUUGUCUUUAUGACUUUUGAUCCAUCUCCUAAGAGAAGUUAUUAUAUCAUCCUAUCUUCUUUUACUUCAACUAUAUCUUCUUGAAAUAGUGACAUUAAAUUGCAUGAUUCCACAUUUCUUAACUGGUUUAGCUCUGACAGGUUCCUUGUUCCCUAACCUAACGUCUUCUUGUUUUUAUUUUUUUACGUAUCAUUUUUCUUCUUAUUUCGCGGCUUUUACGUUAUUAGGGGUCUCUAUCUCCUACACUUCUUUGCCACUCAUUUCUGUCUAUUGUGUCUUCUUCAUUUAAACUUUCUUUUUCAAGUUCUCUGCCACACAGUCCUUCUAUAUUCUGGAUUUUUCUCUACCUCUCUUUCCUUUACCUUCUAAUAGCUCCAUCCUUUGUCCCAUAUAGUUCUUAUUUCUGUGUCUGACGCGACAAAACAUGACAGUCUUUGUUUUUGAAUCUUUUUUGAAACUGUGGUACCCCGGCUCUUUUCCUGACUACAUCGUUCCUGACCUUGUCCCUUUUAGUUUUACCCAAAAUUCACAAUAAUAUUUUUAUUUCAGCUAUCUCUAUCUUUUUGUCCUGAAUCCGAUUUAUAGGCCACACUUUUUCGUUCUUUAGAAGCCAAGGUAUUUAAAUUCUCCUAUUUGUCCUAAUUUUUCAACAAGCAAUUUGAUGUCUCCAACCAAUCCCUGUUCCUUUCUUCCAUAUUUAACCCGCUAAACUCCCUUUUCAUUUGCCUUUUCCCAAUCCUUUAACUUCUACUCCAACUAAGAGUAGAAGAGCAUUCACUAAAGAGUCCUUUCUUUUAGCUUCUUCUGCCAGUACAUCAACAACAAGAGUAAACAGAUAGGAACUUGAUGCAAACUAACGGUUGAUACAAAUCUUUUGGUCAAUCCGACACAAUUCCUUACAGUGGUAUACGUCCCCCCUAUAGAAAUCUUUCCCAAGACAUAUGUCCUCAUCAUGAACUCAUUUCUCUCUCAUACAUCUCCAUAGCUCUUGUCUAGGGAUUGUGUCUUACGCCUUCAUAAGAUCUAUCAAUAUCAAGUGUAGCUCUCUUUUCUUCUCGCCGUAUUUCUUUAUAAACUGUCUCAAAGCAAAUAAAAGAAAAGCAAACAAGGCAUCCGUUGUUAGCUUUGCAAACUAUUUUUCUCCCAUUGAUGUAUAUUUCCUUAGCAUUCGAUAUAAAGUUCCCUCCCAAAUUUUCAUUGUGUGUGAGAUUAACUUUAUCACGCUCCCUCAAUGAAUUGGGCAUCCAUUGUUCCUCAUAUUGCCUACUUAUUAUGUGCCCAUGAUAUCAACUCAUCAACCCCUUCCUCUUCUAGAACCUUCCAAACCUACACAAGUACUCAACCUACUCUCCUACUGUUUUUCAUCCUAUUUAUAGCUUCGACAACCUUAUCUCUUGUUAUCUUUGGUAUUACAUUCUCAUUUGGGCUCCCACAUCCUCUGUGUCUGCUCUGGUGUUCUUCAUUAGCAACUUUUGUUUUAUGCUGGUUAAUAUGUUUGAAAUCACCUUCAAGAGAGUUUUAGUUCUAGCUUACCUAUUUAUCUAUCUAUCUAAUUAGCCCUAAACAUCCAUCAUUGGGUAUAGGCCUCCUCUUCCUUCUUCCAUGCCUCUCUAUCUUGGGCAAUUUGCAUCCAUUUUGCCCAGUGUGCUUCUUUAGGUCAUCUGACCAUCGCAUUUGUGGCCUUCCUCUUUUUCUUUUAUGGUUCCACGGUCUCCAAUGUAUAAUCGUCUUAGUCCAUCUUUCAUCCUUCUGCCGUAGGGUGUGUCCGGCGAACUUCCAUUUAAGCUUUGUUACUUGAGUUGAGACAUCUUUCACUUUUGUUUUGUUACGGAUGUAUUCGUUUCUUUUCCUGUCUGAUAGUUUAAUGUUCAGCAUUUGUCUUUCCAUGGAUCUUUCUGUAUUUGCUAUUUUUUUCCAUAUUUUCUUUUGUAAACGUCCAGGUCUGAGAGCCAUAUAUUAGAACAGGGAGUAUAAAUUGAUUGAAGACUCUUGUUUUUAGAUAUUGCGGGUAUUUUCUGUUCUUUAGAAUAUAAGACAGUUUUCCGAAUGAUGCCCAGGCCAAUCUUAUUCUUCUCUUUAUUUCUUUGGUCUGAUUUUCUUUAUUUAAUCUAGUGAUUUGUCCUAGAUAUAUAUACUCUUUUACCUGUUCUAUUCUUGUUUGUGCCACUGUAAUUAUUAGUUCUUCUUGUUGAUUGGUCAUGGUUUUUGUCGAUUCUCUAUCUAGUUCUUCCAUCAUCCUUUGUAGUUCUUCACUUCUUUCUGUUAUUAAUACAAUAUCAUCAGCAUAUCGUAAGUGAUUCAGAUAUUGCCCGUUUAUGCUUAUACCCAAGCCAUCCCAGUGUAGUUGUUUGAACACAUCUUCUAGCGCUUGGUUGAAUAGCUUGGGCGAGAUAGUAUCUCCUUGUCUUACUCCUCUGUUUAUUUUAAUAGGCUCUGUUUGUUCCAUUAGCUUAAUAGUUGUUCUAGCUUAAAACUAUUAUUUCUUAUUUUAUAGUAAUAAAUGACAAGGAAACCAAUUUUUUCAUCUAUUAUGCAAUUACGUGUAUUGAAGAACCUGACGUAAAAUUAAUUAAGGUAGCACGCCUUAGAUGGAUAGGGCAUGUAAUCAGGCGAUAGGAAGAUGCCAUAUUCAGAAAAGCUUUUGACCGAAGAGGGCCGAUAGGACAAUGAGCAAGAUGAAGACCGAGACUUAAGUACCAAGAUAACUUAGGGUAAGAACAGAACAAGUGGGUCGAGGUGGAGGUGUAGGUCGCGGUGGAUGGUACUAGUUAAGUCGCGCUCGAUGUCGACAGCACAUAGCAAGGAGGUCACCUGCGCUAUCAGUCGAGCUAGAACCACUUUCAAAUCAAGUGAAGUAGUUUAAGGAAAUUUUAAUGACAAAAAGACUGUGCUCUUGCAAUGUUGUGUCAGUCAAGUGAUGAUAGUGAUGAAAUGUCAGCUGUAAAUAAUCAGAUCCUCCUUUAUAUUUCAAAAAUUUACUGAAUUUAAUUACUUUAGAAAUUCAAAAAUAAACUGAAUACAAAAAAGGAUUAUAUAAAAAGUAUCAACUCAGAUAGCGCAGGUAAUGACAACUUGGCUUCGAACGGACCAAUCACAGGGAAGCAUCCUUGUAGGCCGCGCAGUAGAUAUCCAUGUAAAACAAAGUCAUUUUAUUUUUAAAACCAUCCAUGUAAACCUCCUAGAUGGCAUCGCGCUAAACCUCCACCGCGACUUACCUGCUCUGUUCUCUUCCAUUCACUACAAUGUGUUUGUUUUACAUGGAUAUAGAUAUCGACCGCGACCUCCACCUCCACCUCCACCGCGAUCCACUUGUUCUGUUCGUACCCUUAGAGAACGAUUUAAAAUCUAUUGGAAUUAGAGCAUGGAGAAGAGUUGCCACAGACAGGGGCGAAUGGAGGAUUGUUCUGAAGAAAGCUUUGGCUCAUAAAGAGCUGUAAUGCCUCUGAUGAUGUUGAUGAUGCAAUUACGUGCAUUUAAAACAAAAAAGUGCAUUUUUAAACUUUUUGUCUUUUAUUUUUGGAUGUGAUUGAUGCAAUAUAAAUUGUAUAAAAAUUAAAUUAAUUCAGAGCAUACUUUUUUAAUACUUUUUUUAUAAUUGAUUUGUCUCGGGCAACAAUAAAUUUAUAUUCUCGAUUGUAAGAGUCUUUAUUAUAUUAUUUUUAUCACCCAUUAUAAUCAU